AUGACUGGGAAUAUUAUACCGGCUGAUCUAUUAGAUUUGUCGACACCAAGUGUGAUUGAAGUUGUUCAAAGUCUGAUAAAUAAAUAUGAACGUUCAGAAAUUUACACCUGGCUUGGAACCAAUAUUUUAAUAUCAAUCAAUCCAAAAAGCGCCCGUCCACAAAACUACUCAUGUGAUAAUUGGAAUGACUUUAAUGAGAUUCCGGAUUGUUGGAGAAAGCCACACGUUUUUUCUAUGGCUGAAGAGUGUUUAUAUCAGUUAUCAUCGACACAAAAUAAUCAGUCGAUUAUUAUUACGGGCACAAGUGGGUCUGGAAAAACAGAAGCCACUAAACAUAUAUUACGCUACUUAACCUACAAAAGUAGUAUAAAGCGUCAGAAACAAAUAGCAAUAGUUGAAACUUAUAUUGAACACACACUUAUACAAUCGAAUCCUGUGUUAGAAGCUCUUGGCAAUGCUCAAACUCGAUAUAAUGAAAAUAGUUCACGUUUUGGCAAAUAUAUACGCCUUCUGUACGAUCGAAAUCAAAUUCUCGUUGCAGCAAAGUUGCAAAUUUAUCUUUUAGAAAAGCCUAGAGCUGUAUUCACUUCUCAAACGCUUUCCUCAUCAUUUCAUGUAUUUCGUUGGUUUUUGGAAUCUCUAUCAAAAGAAGAUCGAAUACAAUUUGGUUUGAUUGAUUGUCAUUAUUUAAUAAAUGAUAAUGAUGGUCGUGAUGAUUUUGUGUUACAAAAGUCACAUUCCAAUUGGUCUUGCUUACUUGAAGCAUUUCAAUCAUUAAAUAUUAAAGAUGAAAAAUUGUUUGAAUUUUAUAAAUUACUAAGUGUAAUUUUACUAUUGAAUAAUGUACAUUUCAUUUCUUCGGAGUCUUGUGUAAAUAUUAACUUAAGUCAAAUAAAUUCAUCAUGUCUACCGUCUAACUCACCAUGUCAUUCAUCAAAAUUGAAUGAUCAACAAAAUUAUCGUCACCAACAUCAAGAACGUCAGUAUUCAGAUGAUCCUGCCAGUUUAGCCACUAUUUCUAUCGAUGAUAUACAGAAAAUUACAAUGGCCGGUAAACUCUUAGGUAUUCCAGACGGUGAAUUGCUUCAUAGUUUUCCACAACAAUUUAUAACACGUCUUGUUCAAGCUGGUUCCAACUCACAUCAAUCCAGACGAGCGACAACUUAUAAAUGUGCGUGUACAGUUUCUCAAGCUCGAGAACAACGUGAUUGUUUUGUAAAAGCUUUAUACAAUAGUCUAUUUCAUUUCAUGGUCGAGUUAAUAAACAAACAGUUGAAUUUUGAUAAUACUGAAGGUGUUGUUAAUGAAUUGGGUAUCCUUGAUCUAUUCGGUUUUGAAUGCUUAGAUGUAAAUAGUUUCGAACAGUAUUGUAUUAAUUAUGCCAAUGAACGUUUACAUCAAACGUUUAUGCGUAUUGCUGUUACGAAUGCAUGGGUGGAAUUAGAAGAGGAAGGAUUAUCUUUUCAAUCUGUAGAUAAUUUAUUGCCAACUGAUACUACCACCACCACCACCAAUGUUACCAAUCCUACUAAUAUGACUAUUACUGAUAGAAAUAUUGAUGAAUACAAACCCCGGUUAGAUUCAUCAUUGGAAAAAUGUUAUAAUACACAUACUGUGAAAGCGAUAGAAACAAAUGCCAAUUUAUUAGAAGAAGUUUGUCUUUUAAAUCGUGUUCACAAUGUGAAUUCUUCCAUGAAAUUAUCUUCAACUACAUCUUCUAAUCAACUAUUAGAUCCACGUGAAUUAGAUUGGAUUAAUAAAAUGCAAUCAGUGUUUACCAUACCCAAUAGUUCAAUUUAUUGUUUAUAUGAUGAACAGAUUGUUCGAUCACCCCGUAUGACCAAUACUAAGAAACAUACACAACCAACAUCUUGUUAUGUAAUCAAUAAACAACCAAUUACUACACCAUCUCCGUCAAAAUUUAAAACUUAUUCAAAAUCAGCAUGUGAUCGUUUCAUUGUGAAACAUUAUGGUGGAUCUGUUACAUACUCUGUAUCAGGCUUUGUGACUAAAAAUCUUGAUCGUCUACCAGUACAUUUAUUGACAUGGGUAAAAGAUUCUUGUACUUCUACACAUGAUGGUGACAAUAAUAAUCUUACUACUACUACUACUACAAAUAAUAAUAAUAAUCUUAUCUAUUUAAUUCUAAGUCAUGCAUUAGAUACAAUUCUGAGUAAUAAUUUAAAGCAUCAAAUGAAAAGUUCUGCACAGAUACGAUCACCUUUACAACAAAUAAACCAUAUUAAUGAUAAUCAAAUAAAUAACAUUUCAGGCGAUGAUCAACAUAAUGUGAAUAAUUCUAUUUCUCCUACAAAUAAUCGAUUGAAUGCUAACAAUACACGUCGUUUGAAUACCGUAUUUGGUAAUUUUAAAUCAUCUGUAGAUCAAUUGCUUGAUUGUCUCAAUUGUCAUAAUUUAUUUUUUAUACGUUGUAUUCGACCGGAUUUACCUUCUGAAUUGAAUUGUUCAACUAUCAACUCAUUAUCUAUUAUUGAUCGUAAUUAUAUACAAGAUCAACUUUUAACUAGUGGUCUUUUAGCUGCAUUGGAAGUUUUACGUUCAACAUACUAUGCAAAGUAUACAUACAAGGAGUUUAUCAGUCAGUACAGAGUAUUUUGGCAAUUAAAUCCUCAUCCACCAGCUAACCAAUUAAUGGAAACUGAAUUCUCUUUAUUAAAUUCAUGGUAUCUUAAGUUAAUUCAACUAAAUCGAUCAACAUCUAAACGAACACAACUUAAAUUACGUCGAGAAACAAGUGAAUCAACCAUUCAACAACAACAACAAUUUGUUCUUAUUAUGUUAACACUUGGAUUAAAUUUAAUUCCAAUCAAUUGUUGUUAUGAAACUAAAGUUUUAAAUAAGGAGAAUCUAAAUAUUUCUAAUCAAAUAUCUUUACAAUUUCCAAUUAUUCAUCAAUUUGGUCGUACAUGUAUUCAUUUAACAAAAAGUCAAUUUCAACAUUUAUUUACCUUGAAAGAAUUCAUGUUAAAUCGUAAUGUGAAAGUGAUACAACGUUUUUUUAAAAGAUAUCUACAAUAUAAAACUGCUGCAUGUCGAAUUCAAAAUUGGUGGCGAAAAAUACUCAACUAUCGUAAGAAUAUAUCUUAUCAUCAAUUACACAGUAUAAAUCUUGUAUCUUCCUUGUCUAAUAAUAAUAUUAAUAACACUACUAAUCAAUCUGAUAAUGAGUAUACUCUCAGUUCAAAUUUACCGACACAAUCUAAAGAGGCGAAAACUAUCCAAUCUAUAUUAUCACCAUCAUCGCCGACAUUCAUAAUAGAAUCACUUGAUAAUUGGCCAACAUAUCAACAACAUAUUCUAUCACGUCGUUAUUUACCAAUCCGAAAUAAUCAUCAUACAAGAAUCGUUUGUCAAUCGGAUUAUCAUAAUAAUAAUAAUAAUAAUUUAAUUAAAAAACAAUCAAUUUUAUUAAAUUAUUUAAUACCAUAUUCGUAUAAAAAUCAUAUUUUAAAAUUUUUUGAUACUAUAGAACCUAUUCAAGGUAUUUUUGAUAUUUUAUUAUAA
Molecule: messenger RNA, 3525 nt
Organism: Schistosoma spindalis
Lineage: Eukaryota; Metazoa; Platyhelminthes; Trematoda; Strigeidida; Schistosomatidae
Source: the annotation of a GenBank genome assembly